This is a messenger RNA of Auanema sp. JU1783, 1692 nucleotides long. NCBI's taxonomy places the organism in Eukaryota, Metazoa, Nematoda, Chromadorea, Rhabditida, Rhabditidae. The record is from the annotation of a GenBank genome assembly.
AUGUAUUCUUUGUUGGCUUUCACUCUAGUUUUCAACUUGCUCUCCACUUAUGCUCAAAACGAUCCAUCAGAGAAUGCUGAAUAUUGGAACGAGUUGGCUGCUGAAAGACUGAGAGAAAAACUUCGAUUAAGACCUUUAGCUGGUCCUUUCCCCAAAAAUGUCAUAUUUUUCUUGGGCGAUGGCAUGGGUUCAACAGUUAUAACAGGUGCUAGAAGGCUAAGGGCUCAGAGAGAAAAUGGAAAGUAUUUAAACCGACCGCUGAACAUGGAAGAGUUCGAGUUUACGGGUUUAGUGAAGACAAGUUCAUAUGAUAAACAUGUAACAGAUUCGGCAGCGGGUGCUGUAGCUUUAUUCACAGGUUAUAAGGUUCUUCAAAAGUCUUUGGGUACUUUUCCUGGAAAUACCACUAAUAUUGUUUUCGAUGCGGGGGAGGCUCCCGAUUGUGCAAUAGAUUCAAAUUAUUUUAUAAAUGAUGGAAUAGCUGAAUUAGCUGUCAAUAAAAACAAAAACGUUGGAUUUGUGACGACAACGCGGAUAACCCAUGCAACGCCGGCCGCCUUAUAUGCAAAGGGUGUGAACAGAUAUGUUGAAUCCGAUGAUGAGUUCACUCAACGAUUUUAUCCAAACUGUAAAAAUGCCGACAUUGCCGGACAGUUGUUGAACCACCCAGCUGACAAAUUCAAAGUAUUAAUGGGUGGAGGACGGUCUGGCCUUCAUCCACAAAGUCAAGGAGGAUCACGUAUUGAUGAACGCGAGAUUGAUUUGGAAUGGCAGAAACUGGAUACGUCUCGACGUCUCAUUAAUUCUUUUCAAGAACUGGAAGAUUUCAAGCCAACUACUGAUGAAAAAGUUUUGGGUUUAUUCCAUGAUUCUCAUUUUCCCUAUCAGUUGGAUGAAAAAGCGAAUGGGACAAAGACUGUUCCGAGAUUAGCAGAGAUGACACAAAAAGCCAUUCAAGUUCUCCAAAUAAAUAAUACAAAUGGAUAUUUCUUGAUGAUUGAAGCUGGACACAUUGAUAUGGCUGAGCACUUGAACCAGCUUCGAAAAAGCUUUGAAGAAGUUCUGGAAUUGGAUGACGCCGUACAAAUGGCUAAAACAUUGACUGAUCCAUCUGAAACUUUGAUCAUCGUCACCGCUGAUCAUUCACAUGCUUUAUCUAUGCCCGGCUAUCUGAGUACAUCUCAAGGAAUUUUAGAAACGUUUAAUGUGGAAAACCGCGAUCGUAUGCCUGGAUUCCUUUUCGCUGCUGGUCCUGGAGAGACUACAAGAUCAAAUUAUUCUAAAGAAGAAUCAGAAAACAAAGACUUCGCUGCUCCUUCGCAUAUUUUUACGGAAAGCGGAUACCACGGAGGAGAGGAUGUACCUCUCUAUGCUCAUGGCCCAUACUCAUGGCUUUUUUCUGGCUCUUUGGAGAAUACGGAAGUAGCCUACAGAAUAAAAUAUUUAAUGUGCCUCAACCAUGAAUCAAGACUUUGCAAAAAUUUCAAAAACAAAGAUGCCGAUGAUGAUCUGCUUGGUUCUGGUGAUCUCGUAACACGUGUUCAACCAAAAACUUUAGUGACAAUCACAGUUUUAGCUUUAACAGUGGCUUCAAUAUCUCUGGUCGCGUCACUGACUCUCUCCUUUAUAAUCAUUUGUCGGAAAAUACAAAACAAAAACAAAAACUUCUGUUUCUCCUACCCUCCUGAGUAG